Molecule: messenger RNA, 1681 nt
Organism: Rubroshorea leprosula
Lineage: Eukaryota; Viridiplantae; Streptophyta; Magnoliopsida; Malvales; Dipterocarpaceae
Source: the annotation of a GenBank genome assembly
CUCUAAACACAAAGAAAAGGUUUGCCAAUGGCAUCAUAUUUCUCCAUCAUCACCAACAUUGUAUCCUUCCUUACGAUCAUUGCGCUUUGCAAUGUCAAUCAAACCCUAGCAAGGCACAAGAACCCUAAUAGUUCAUCAUCUUUGUUUGUCUUUGGUCUAACCCAUUCUAGUUCUUCCCUUCCCAUUCCGAAAUCUUCUAGAUACUUAACAAAGCCAUCCCAACCAUUAGAUAUGAUGGAGUCAUUGAGGGAAGUGACGGAUGGGUAUUUGAUAUCUUUGAACAUUGGAACCCCUCCACAGGUCAUUCAAGUAUACAUGGAUACUGGAAGUGACCUAACUUGGGCUCCUUGUGGCAAUCUAUCCUUUGAUUGUAUUGAUUGCGAUGAUUAUAGGAACAACAAGCUAAUGCUUGUUUUCUCCCCUUCUUAUUCUUCUUCUCUUGUCAGAGAUACCUGUGGCAGCUCCUUUUGCUUUAACAUCCAUAGCUCUGAUAAUCAUUUUGAUCCAUGCACCAUGGCAGGAUGCUCCCUGAGUACCCUACUCAAGAGCACUUGUUUUAGACCAUGCCCUUCUUUUUCUUACAUGUAUGGUGGAGGAGGGGUUGUCACUGGAACACUAGCAAGGGAUACCCUUAAGAUUCAUGGAAUCAGUAACAAUUCUGAAGUUAGGGACAUUGCUAGGUUUUGCUUUGGAUGCAUUAGGACUACUUAUAGAGAACCUAUCGGAAUUGCAGGAUUUGGUAGGGGUGCACUUUCUUUGCCUUACCAAUUAGGGUUUCUUCAAAAGGGUUUUUCUCAUUGUUUCUUAGCCUUCAAGUAUGCAAACAACCCUAAUAUUUCCAGCCCUUUAGUUCUAGGAGAUGUUGCCAUUUCUUCCGAGGACAAUUUGCAAUUCACCCCAAUGUUGAAGAGUCCAAUAUUGUACCCAAAUUACUAUUACAUUGGUCUAGAGGCCAUAACUGUAGGAAAUUAUACUACUGCAAAUGAAGCCCCUUUAAACUUGAAGGAAUUUGAUUCACAAGGCAAUGGCGGAAUGAUCAUUGAUUCAGGAACAACUUACACUCACCUUCCUGACCCUUUCUACUCCCAACUCCUCUCAACACUUGGAUCGAUGAUACCACAUCCUAGAGCCACAGAAUUUGAAAUGAAAACAGGGUUUGAUCUCUGUUACAAGGUUCCUUGUCCAAACAACACAUUUAGGAAUGAUGUUUUCCCUCCAAUCACUUUCCAUUUCCUAAACAAUGUGAGCCUUGUCCUGCCCCAAGAGACCUGCUUCUAUGCCAUGGCUGCUCCAAGCAACUCAACCGGGGUGAAAUGCCUACUUUUCCAGAUCAUGAAUGAUGGCGAUUACGGUCCAGCAGGAGUUUUUGGGAGCUUCCAGCAGCAGAAUGUGGAAGUUGUGUAUGAUUUGGAGAAAGAGAGAAUUGGGUUUCGUCCAAUGGACUGUGCUUCAGCUGCUGCUUCUCAGGGCCUUCACAAGAACUAGCUUUAUUAAUUUUUGUUAGUUAAUGACAUUUCUUCUUGUCAGUGGGGACAUUUUCUAUUCUACCAUGGUUUGAAAAAUAUAGAAGCUCAUUUGCUUCUUUUCUUUUCCUUUGUUGAAGUUAUUUUGUAUUGGACAAAGUCUAGAUUUGGAUAUUCUGUAAGGUUUUUGGAUUUAUAAAGAAAUUGAGGCGGGAUUU